Molecule: messenger RNA, 341 nt
Organism: Paraglomus occultum
Lineage: Eukaryota; Fungi; Glomeromycota; Glomeromycetes; Paraglomerales; Paraglomeraceae
Source: the annotation of a GenBank genome assembly
UGACUCAAACACUUCGGUGAACAAAAACGUUACAAGGAAAUUCUCUGCUACUGAAUGUCCAUCGGUUAAUCAUAUAUUUAUAGAGUUCGAUAGAGAUGACGAAUACUUUGCUACUGCCGGAGUUACAAAGAAGAUCAUAUUCGAUUAUGUUGUCUGUCCUGGAAUACCUACAUCAAAAACUCAAAUUGCUAGUGCCGACUAUGAUGAUGUGGUAACAUUGUGGGACGCGCUCAUUGGGGAACCAGUGUCAGUAUUCGAAGAACAUGAAACACGUGCUUGGAGUGUUGAUUUCUGUAGAAUGGAUCCGACAAAGCUGAUCAGUGGAAGUGAUGAUACAAAAG